AUGGCAGCACUAAGGCGCGACCUUGUUCUUCCAGAAGACGUUGGGGAGCAGUUGCAGUACGCCCUCAUGGCGGUGAAGGAGCCGAAGACUCGUUUCCGGACGGCCAGGCAUCAGAGCUUGAAAGUGGACCAGCCUCAGCUCGUGGACGUGGUUAGGCUGGCUUUUUCGAACUUUGAUCCGGAUGCAAAAUUGUGGGGCUGGUCCGGCUCUACUUUGAGGAGCCGUUUCAAAAAGCUGCUUGCGGCCCUAGGCCUUCAGUCUGGCAUUCUGCCAGGUGUUCGUGACCUCGACUUGGGCUCGCUUCGCGCGGGCGGUGCAACGUGGUUGAUGAACGUCACUGAAAACCCAGACUUUGUCAGGCGCAGAGGAAGAUGGAUAAACAAUAAGGUGAUGGACAUCUAUGUCCAGGAAGUUUCGGCCAUCCUCUUCCUGCCUAGGCUGCCGGCGGCUCUGAAAGCCAAGAUUUUCUCUCUGGCAAAUGGGCUGAAUGAGGCGAUAGCUUUCGCCAAGAACUGCAUGCAAAUGAAGCUAGACAGUGGAACGUGGUUUUUCCUGGCGUGUCGAGGCGUUAUGCCUUGA
Molecule: messenger RNA, 579 nt
Organism: Symbiodinium pilosum
Lineage: Eukaryota; Dinophyceae; Suessiales; Symbiodiniaceae
Source: the annotation of a GenBank genome assembly